AUGGAGUCUCUCGAGGAGCUACAAACUCGCCAUCGCAAAGAGCAGAAAGAUUUGCAGGCAAGAAUUACACAGAAAAAAAAAGGGGCAACGAAGAAAACUCGAAAGGGUGUUAAUAGCGAAUGCGAAGAUCUUGAGAGACAGCUGAAGGAACGACAAGAAAUAGAACGAGGCACAUUGAAUGGCAAUACCACCGCUGAACAAGUCGAAGAUUCCGAGUCAGACGAUUCUGCGAACGAUGUCGCACCUCCGGAAGCUGCAGAAGGGAUCAAAGGCGUCACCAAUACCCUCGAAAAGUCUUCGAUUUCAGAACCUGCUUCGGAAAAUGGCCAGCCCAAGAAACGAAAUCGAGCAAAGGAACGACUGGCAAAACGCGCUGCAGAACAAGAAGCCGCAGUAGCAGAAGCAAAAGAGGAGGCUAAAAGCCAGCCAGAUCCAAAAGCAAUCGAACGAAAACAGAUGCUCGAAGAACUCAGUGCGAAAGGCUUAGUGGAAAAGACGAUACGACCAGAUGGGCAUUGCUUGUUCUCCGCCGUCGCGGAUCAGCUGUCACAGGUCGGCAUAUCACUUGAUUCGGAUAGAGAGGCAGAUUUGAAAGAAGACCAGCGUUAUAAGGUUGUCAGAAAGGCUGCCGCAAAGUAUAUUGAGGGACAUCCAGACGAUUUUGCUGGGUUUUUGGAUGAGCCACUGGAUCAAUAUGUCACCAAGAUUCGAGACACAGCGGAGUGGGGUGGUCAUUUCGAAUUACUGGCUCUGGCGAAAACGUACAAUGUGGAAAUCUCAGUUCUUCAAACUGGUGGCUCUCAGGUAAUAGAACCUGGACUAGAAGGUACAUCCGAACCAGAAAAGAUUUGGUUGGCAUAUUAUCGACAUGGCUUUGGGUUGGGAGAGCACUAUAACUCUCUUCGAAAAGCUCCUUGA
Messenger RNA from Glarea lozoyensis ATCC 20868, 918 nucleotides. RefSeq names its product Cysteine proteinase. NCBI's taxonomy places the organism in Eukaryota, Fungi, Ascomycota, Leotiomycetes, Helotiales, Helotiaceae. Bases 1 to 918 code for a protein of 305 amino acids. Gene Ontology annotation, molecular function: cysteine-type deubiquitinase activity. The transcript has a single exon. The record is from RefSeq and is a predicted model, not a curated record. Gene Ontology annotation, biological process: protein deubiquitination.